Messenger RNA from Rattus rattus (black rat), 3592 nucleotides. It is a transcript of the gene Auts2, whose product is annotated as activator of transcription and developmental regulator AUTS2. The record is from RefSeq and is a predicted model, not a curated record. NCBI's taxonomy places the organism in Eukaryota, Metazoa, Chordata, Mammalia, Rodentia, Muridae.
UCGGAUGCUAGCUCUGAGAAACUCUUCAACACUGUUCUUGUAAACAAAGAUCCAGAGUUAGGUGUUGGCGCACUACCUGAACACAACCAAGAUGCGGGACCAAUUGUCCCCAAGAUCUCGGGUCUAGAGAGAAGCCAGGAGAAGAGCCAGGACUGUUGCAAAGAGCCAGUCUUCGAACCUGUGGUGCUCAAAGACCCACAUCCUCAGCUCCCCCAGCUACCACCCCAGCCCCAGGCCGAGCCCCAGCUCCAGAUUCCGUCGCCAGACGCGAACUUGGUACCCCGCACCGAAGCUCCGCCCCAGUUCCCUCCUCCGAGUACACAGCCCGCCCCAGGACCCCCAGAAGCCCAGCUGCAGCCCGCCCCGCUGCCUCAGGUGCAGCGGCCACCCAGGCCGCAGUCUCCCAGCCACCUGCUCCAGCAGACCCUUCCGCCUGUGCAGUCGCAUCCCCCUUCCCAGAGCCUCUCGCAGCCACUGUCCGCCUACAACAGCAGUAGCCUGAGCCUCAACAGCUUAAGCAGCAGAAGCAGUACCCCGGCCAAAACCCAGCCCGCCCCUCCUCACAUCUCCCACCACCCCUCCGCCUCUCCCUUUCCCCUCUCCCUGCCCAAUCACAGCCCCCUGCACAGCUUUACGCCCACCCUCCAGCCCCCUGCCCACUCACAGCACCCCAAUAUGUUCGCCCCUCCCACUGCUCUGCCUCCUCCCCCGCCGCUGACGUCCGGAAGUCUGCAGGUGCCAGGGCAUCCCGCAGGGAGCACGUACUCAGAACAAGAUAUCUUGAGGCAGGAACUGAACACGCGUUUCCUGGCCUCCCAGAGUGCCGACCGAGGGGCGUCCCUGGGCCCUCCACCCUACCUGCGGACCGAGUUCCAUCAACACCAACAUCAGCACCAGCACAAUCCCAGCACACACCAACACAAUUUACCGUUCCCCAUCAUCCACACCCCAUCCCACCCAGCACCUCCUGUGGUGCUUCCAGGCAGAAAUUUUGACAAAUACCCCACCAAAGUUGACCCAUUCUACCGGCAUAGUCUCUUCCACUCCUAUCCUCCUGCCGUCUCGGGUAUACCCCCCAUGAUCCCACCCACGGGCCCUUUCGGUUCACUUCAAGGAGCAUUCCAGCCGAAGACAUCCAAUCCUAUCGAUGUGGCUGCCCGGCCCGGAACAGUCCCACACACUCUGCUCCAAAAGGACCCAAGGUUGACAGAUCCUUUCAGACCUAUGCUAAGGAAACCAGGAAAGUGGUGCGCCAUGCACGUGCAUAUCGCCUGGCAGAUUUACCACCACCAACAGAAAGUCAAGAAACAGAUGCAGUCAGAUCCACACAAGCUGGACUUUGGGCUGAAGCCUGAGUUCCUGAGUCGUCCUCCGGGCCCUAGUCUCUUCGGAGCCAUCCAUCACCCCCACGAUCUGGCACGACCUUCCACUUUAUUCUCUGCUGCUGGUGCUGCACAUCCUACUGGGACCCCUUUUGGGCCACCACCUCAUCACAGCAACUUUCUCAACCCUGCCGCUCACCUAGAGCCUUUUAACCGGCCGUCUACAUUCACGGGCCUCGCUGCAGUUGGUGGCAAUGCCUUCGGGGGACUUGGAAACCCUUCAGUUACACCCAACUCAGUGUUCGGCCACAAGGAUAGCCCCAGUGUGCAGAACUUUAGCAAUCCUCACGAACCCUGGAGGCUGCACCGAACGCCUCCGCUGUUCCCGACCCCUCCGCCCUGGCUGAAGCCAGGGAGUUGGGCGCAGUUCGCUGCAGCCCAUGACAGAGAUAGAGAUGUAGAUAAACGAGACUCCUCCGUUAGUAAGGAUGACAAGGAAAGGGAAAGCGUUGAGAAAAGACACCCCAGCCAUCCUUCCCCAGCACCUCCCGUCCCGGUGAGCGCCCUGGGCCAUAACCGCAGCUCUACCGAUCCGACGACCAGGGGUCAUUUGAAUACUGAGGCUCGUGAGAAAGAUAAACCAAAAGAGAGGGAGAGAGACCACUCGGGAUCCCGAAAGGACCUGACCACCGAAGAGCACAAAGCCAAGGAAGGCCAUCUGCCCGAGAGAGAUGGGCACAGCCACGAGGGACGUGCAGCAGGCGAGGAACCCAAGCAGCUGUCCCGGGUGCCAUCGCCCUAUGUGAGGACACCAGGCGUGGAUAGCACCAGGCCUAACAGCACCUCUAGUCGGGAAGCCGAGCCACGCAAGGGUGAGCCGGCCUACGAGAACCCCAAGAAGAACGCGGAGGUCAAGGUCAAAGAGGAACGCAAGGAAGACCACGACCUGCCUACCGAGGCUCCACAAGCCCACAGGACCUCAGAAGCACCUCCGCCCAGCUCCUCAGCCAGCGCCAGCGUGCACCCAGGGCCUCUGGCAUCAAUGCCCAUGACCGUGGGAGUGACUGGCAUCCACGCCAUGAACAGUAUCGGUAGUCUGGACAGGACACGCAUGAUGACCCCGUUUAUGGGCCUCAGUCCGAUCCCAGGGGGAGAGCGCUUCCCGUACCCCUCUUUCCACUGGGACCCUAUGCGGGAUCCCUUGAGGGAUCCUUACCGUGACUUGGACAUGCACCGAAGAGACCCUCUGGGCAGGGACUUUCUGCUCAGGAAUGACCCCCUGCACCGGCUCUCCACACCCCGGUUGUAUGAAGCCGACCGCUCGUUCCGGGACAGGGAGCCUCAUGAUUACAGCCACCACCACCAUCACCACCAUCACCCGCUGGCCGUGGACCCUCGACGGGAGCACGAACGGGGUGGACACCUAGAUGAACGCGAGCGGCUGCACGUGCUUCGGGAGGACUAUGAGCACCCACGGUUGCACCCUGUGCACCCCGCUUCUCUAGAUGGACACCUCCCACACCCGAGCCUGCUCACGCCAGGCCUGCCUAGUAUGCACUACCCUCGCAUCAGCCCUACCGCGGGCCACCAGAAUGGACUACUUAACAAGACCCCGCCCACCGCGGCGCUCAGCGCCCCACCUCCGCUCAUCUCCACAUUGGGGGGCCGCCCGGGAUCCCCCCGGAGGACUACGCCUCUGUCGGCUGAAAUCCGAGAGAGGCCACCGUCCCACACACUGAAGGACAUUGAAGCUCGAUAAGCCAAGGAGGAUAAGGCAGACCUCGCAGUGGGGGGAGAAACCCCAGGGACACCCACCCCCAGACUCACGAGACAACUCCUGCACCCCCAAAACUGAGAGGCGCAGAGCUCCAACUCUUCCCCUGAAAAAAAAAAAAUGGACAGAGACUCCGUUUGGAUGUUGAAAUGUUUUUGUAUAUUAAUGUUGGAAUUUUUCAGACCUUUUAGCCAGGUCCCGUUUGUUCUUACCUUUCCUUACUUUUUUUGUUGUUGUUCCUUGCAUAAAACUUUGAUUUGAACCAAAUCGGUGAAGGUACUGACAGACAAGGAUCUGAUGAUCAUGGGGGGCGGGGCGGGGGCGGAGCCUCUGUCCAUCACCCCGAGCUGUCUCGGCAGGAGGUGUGUACAUAGAGUGUAAAAAGAGAUUGCUUCAUGAGCUGACGGUUCAUAUAUGCAAAAGAUAAAGACGAAAGCUUUACUUGUACAGAUGUAAAUAGGUGAAGAGUAACAUAAUACAUUAAUACUUCUUCAGA